CCCCGCCCGCCUCAUUCCUUCUCGCCUCCCCUUUCUCUGCAUCUCCUUCCUCCUCCUCUGCGGCCGCAGGAGGGGGCUUAAACCCUUCCGCCAUCGGCUGCCAUUCGCGCAGUCGCCGCCGGGCCGGAGGGUGGGGGUGGGAGCUUGAGAGCGAGGCAGGGCAGGGAAGCCAAUGGCCCCCAAGGCCGGCCGUGGCAAGGGCAGGGGCGGUGGCAGAGGCGACAAGAGGAAGAAGGAAGAGAAAGUUGUGCCCAGCGUGGUAGACGUCACGGUCGUCACCCCCUACGAAUCCCAGGUGACACUCAAGGGGAUGUCCACGGACCGUGUGCUGGACGUGCGGAAGCUGCUGGGGUCCAACGUGGAGACGUGUCACCUGACAAACUAUUCACUCUCCCAUGUGGCGCGCGGGCAGCGGCUGGAGGACGGCGUGGAAAUCGUGGCGCUCAAGCCCUGCACGCUCCGGAUCGUGGAAGAGGAGUACGCGACGGAGGAGCAGGCGGUGGCGCACGUCCGCCGUCUGCUGGACAUCGUCGCCUGCACCACCGCGUUCGCCAAGCCCCGGGACGGCGCCGCCAAGCACAAGUCGUCCAGGCACGGGCGCCCCGCGACGCCGCCCUCCCCGCCCGCGCCCGCGCCCGCCUCGACUGGGGCCAAUGGCGGCGGCAGCACGGUCGAGGGCGCGCCGCCGAUAUCGGAGGCGCACGACAUGGCGGCCAUCCGCCCGCCGCCGAAGCUGGGGGAGUUCUACGACUUCUUCUCCUUCGCCCACCUCACCCCGCCCGUCCACUUUAUCAGGAGGAAGGAGGCGAAUGGCGCUUCUCAGGAAGGCGAUUACUUCGAAAUCGAGGUGAAGGUUUGCAACGGGAAGCUUCUGCAUGUAGUUGCUUCAGUAAAGGGUUUCUAUUUCGCAGGGAAGCCGCACAACGUAAGCCACUCCCUGGUGGACCUACUGCAGCAGCUCAGCAAUGCGUUUGCAAAUGCAUAUGAAGCAUUAAUGAAAGCUUUUGUGGAUCACAACAAGUUUGGGAAUUUGCCGUAUGGAUUCCGUGCAAACACAUGGCUUAUUCCUCCAAUAUAUGUUGACCCUGCUACAAAGUGUCCAGCACUGCCAGUCGAGGAUGAGAAUUGGGGUGGUAAUGGGGGUGGCACUGGACGCGACGGAAAAUUUGACCGCAGACGAUGGUCAAAAGACUUUUCUGUUUUGGCAAGAAUGCCAUGCAAAACUGAGGAAGAGCGGGUGAUCCGGGACCGGAAAGCUUUUCUUUUACACAAUCUGUUUGUAGAUACAGCAAUUUUUAGAGCUGCAUCAACAAUAAGGCGACUCGUUAAUCAGUCUAUGAACUCAACUGGUGCGCAUAGUAAUAUGCAUGGUUCAAACACAUUUGAGGAACGUGUUGGGGACAUGCAUAUAACUGUGAAGAAGGAUGGGGCUGAUGCUAGUCUGAAGCUGGAGGACAAGGUUGAUGGUGUUGCCUUCUGUCCAACGGGUGCUAUGGAUAUCACACAGAGAAAUAUUCUGAAAGGUUUGACUUCUGAUGAAAGUGUUGUUGUUAAGGAUUCUUCAAUGCUAGGAGUGGUGAUUGUCAAGCAUUGUGGAUAUACAGCAACUGUGAAGGUUUCUGAACGCGCAAAGGAUAGUAAUGAUGUUAAACAAACCUAUGAUACCUCUGAUAAUCUUGAUGGAGUGCUGAACAUUGAUGUGCAUGACCAUCCGGAUGGAGGUUCAAAUGCCUUGAAUGUUAACAGUCUAAGAAUACCGCUCCCGAGAAUUAUCAAUCCAGAAACAGCUGUUGGUAACCAGUAUCCGAGCCCAAGAUCUCAUGCUAGUAAUCCUGCACGGAAACUGGCACGCACAGUACUUGAGGACAGCUUGAGAAAGAUGGAUAGCAUGCCUAACAAAAAUCCUAGAAUUAUCAGAUGGGAACUUGGGUCCUCCUGGCUGCAGCACUUGCAGAAAAAGGAUUCUCCAACGUCUGAUAAUGGUAAGGGAAACAAAAUAAAGGCUGACAAAGAACCAGCUGUCAAAGGUCUUGGAAAGCAUUUUGAACAAUUAAGGAAAAUAAAAAAGAAAGAAUGCAGCAUUGAAGGUUCUGGUUCUGAGAAGGAAGAACCUAACAGUAAUUGCUCACCAAUGAAUGGUAUUCUAGAAUCAGAUAAGAUAGCUGUUGAUGAAACGAUUAAGGGGGCUGAUAUAAGCAAGCUAAUGUCAGAGGAUGCUUUCUUUCGGUUGAAGAGUUUGGGAGCUGGCCUUCAUGAAAAGUCCCUUGAAGAACUCACAGAGAUGGCCCACAAUUUCUAUGAUGAUACUGCACUCCCAAAGCUGGUGUCUGAUUUUGCAUCCCUUGAACUUUCUCCGGUGGAUGGAAGAACCAUGACAGAUUUCAUGCAUACAAGGGGACUUAACAUGUCCUCCUUGGGUCGUGUGGUAGAGCUAGCAGAGAAGCUCCCACAUAUCCAGUCUAUAUGCAUUCAUGAAAUGGUCAUUAGGUCGUUUAAGCACAUCGUCAGAGCUGUUAUUGCUGCUGUUGAUGACAUGCAAAACUUGUCUGCAGCUAUAGCUGAGACUCUAAACAUAUUACUAGGAUCCCCCAGACUUGAAAAUGGUGCUGAUACAGAUGCACAUAUCGAGCAUAAUUUGCGAUUGAAAUGGGUAGAGAGCUUCCUUUCAAAAAGAUUCAGCUGGAAACUGAAAGAUGAAUUUGCACACCUGCGAAAAUUUAUCAUUCUGAGAGGGCUUUGCAGCAAGGUUGGACUAGAGUUGGUUGCAAAAGAUUAUAAUAUGAAUAGCCCUAACCCAUUCGACAAGUAUGACAUUAUCAGCAUUGUUCCUGUAUGCAAGCAUGUGGUCUACUCCUCAAUUGAUGGUCGAAACUUGCUGGAAUCAUCGAAGGUGGCAUUGGAUAAAGGAAAACUAGACGAUGCUGUCAGCUAUGGAACAAAGGCCUUGUCCAAAAUUAUAGCUGUUUGUGGUCCAUACCAUCGACUGACUGCUAAUGCAUACAGCCUUCUUGCUGUCGUGCUUUAUCAUACUGGAGAUUUUAAUCAGGCAACUAUAUAUCAGCAAAAGGCACUUGAUAUCAAUGAAAGGGAACUUGGUCUUGAUCAUCCAGAAACUAUGAAGAGUUAUGGUGAUUUAUCUGUCUUCUACUACCGACUGCAACACAUUGAAAUGGCUCUAAAGUAUGUCAACCGUGCACUAUAUCUGCUCCAGUUUUCGUGUGGGCUUUCACACCCAAAUUCAGCUGCCACCUACAUAAAUGUGGCUAUGAUGGAAGAAGGCAUGGGAAAUGUCCAUGUUGCUCUUCGGUACUUGCAUGAAGCCCUGAAGUGCAACAAGAGAUUGCUAGGAGCUGAUCACAUCCAGACUGCUGCAAGCUACCAUGCCAUAGCCAUAGCCCUUUCGAUGAUGGACGCAUACUCCUUAAGUGUGCAACAUGAACAAACCACCUUGCAAAUCCUUCAGGAGAAACUAGGGCAAGAUGACCUCCGAACUCAGGUUCUUUUUCUCACAAUGUGCAACAAUAGAGGCCAUAUAUUCUGGUGUUCUCUUAAAUUAGCUCAUUAUUUGUUGUUGCAGGAUGCUGCUGCAUGGCUAGAGUAUUUCGAGUCAAAAGCAUUAGAACAACAAGAGGCCGCUCGAAGAGGAAUGCCAAAACCUGAUUCAUCUAUUGCAAGUAAAGGACAUCUUAGCGUAUCAGAUCUUCUUGACUUCAUAAGUCCAGACCAAGAAAGAAAACAGAGGGAUAUGCAAAGGAAGUGCAGGCGUGCAAAGAAUAAUAUCAGAGCCCAACAUGGUGAAUCAGUUGAAGAAAAGGAGAACUUCCAGCAUGAUUCAGUAUCUCCUCUUGAAGCAACCAAAGAUGUAUUUCAAGAACAAAAACUGGAUGCGCAUCCUCCUGUUGUAUUAGAAGAAAAUUACGCUGCCCAUGAUGAGCAGAAGCAAUCUGAUGUUUUAUCACCUGAAGAAUAUUCUGAUGAAGGGUGGCAAGCAGCUAGUUUGAGAGGGCGAUCUGCAAAUGUAAGGAAGAAAAGCAGUCGCAGGAAGCCAGCUCUCACGAAAUUAAUGGUUGAUCGCUUCGAAGAUGGUCAUACAGGUUCUGUUUAUAGGAGUGGUUUCAAGCCGCAAACAAAGGGAGACAAAGAAGAUGCUACAAGUGCUCCUAACCAACUCUCCUUUGGUAGCUUUUUAAAAACCGACAAGUUGAAUGGGGAUACCAACAUUGUUGAAGAGAAGUCUUGCAAUACUACGGCUAAACCAGAACAGCAUGCAAAACCCACAGGAAUUAACAGGCUAACUAGCAUUGCUUCCAAGUUUGUAUCAUACAAAGAUGUGGCUGUUUCGCCCCCUGGCACGGUAUUGAAGCCAAUUUUGGAGAAGAAGGAAGAAAAGGAGGAAGAUAACAAAAAUGAUGCUGAUCUAACACUGUCGUCCGAGGAAGAGGACAGAAAAUUUACAGAAGAGAAGGAAAAGGCAAAUGACGAUAGCAGCAAAGAUGUUCUUUCAAGUCAGCCAGAUGGAAUUGAUCACCAAGAAACACCUCCUGACAGCAACAGCGAUGAUAGCCCCUCAGAACUUAAGAAAGCAUCUGGAAGCAAACUGUCUGCUUCAGCACCUCCAUUCAACCCGGGAUCACUUUUAUCAAUGUCACACCCAUACAGCACAGUGGCAAUAUAUGAUGCUAGUGCUGUCCUUCAGGCAAUACCAAGCCAAGCAAUGGAGAUUCUCCCUCAUGCCAUUGAUACUAGAGUGCCUCGUGGUCCACGGUCCACCUUGUACUAUCGUACUGGGCAUUCUUUCCAAAGGAAACAAGGUUACACACACAGCCAGAGCACUGUUGUAAGAGGUAGCUACUCCCCCACGACCAUGAAUCCCCAUGCUGCUGAGUUUGUGCCUGGAAAAGCUGUUCAACAAUCUAAUGUGGCUGACAGCGAACCCGGUCCUGCUAAUCCUGUGACUGAUUCUGACCAGGAUGUGGUUUCACAGAUCACAGAUGAAGUAAAGGCUGAAACGUCCACCACAGAAAAGGCAAGUCAAGUUGAGAAAGUUGUUUCAGGUAAAGGAAAGGAAAACAGAGGGAAAGACGUCGUAAGAAACUCGUACAAAACAGAACUUGCAAGGCAAAUUUUGCUCAGUUUCAUUGUGAAGUCGGUGCAUGAUAGUUUAGGUUCCACUGCUGCUGUACCAGACAGAAAACCCAGUGGUUCAGAUGAAGCCAGUAAUGAACAGAGCAGCAACAUAAGCAAGAACGCAUCUGGUCGGCAAGAUUCUGAUAAACAACAGAAAGCCAUGGAGGUGCCUAAAGGUCUUAAGGAUACAGAGGGAUUUACAGUGGUUUUAAAACGUCGAAGGAGGCCACAGCCAUUCAUGAACCCCAUAAAUGGUCUCUAUUCUCAGCAGUCUAUUUGCACUUCUGUCAAUUAAGGUGUCUUUGCUUAGACGGGUAGCAGAAUUUUGCCCUAUCCAAGUGAGCGAGCAUGUAGUCAAACUGUACAAAAAAAUUCCGGAAUACCCUUGGUAAUAAAUCCAUUGUAAUUCGGGGUAGCUGUAGAGCUGAAUAAAAUAUCGCCUCUGUAUGUUAUAUAUGACAGAAUCAUAGGAUAUAGCAGAUAUUAAGUUCAUCCAAUAUUCCAGUACAGGUUCGCCUUUUGUUUAUGCA
Messenger RNA from Panicum virgatum (switchgrass), 5657 nucleotides. RefSeq names its product protein TSS-like. NCBI's taxonomy places the organism in Eukaryota, Viridiplantae, Streptophyta, Magnoliopsida, Poales, Poaceae. The record is from RefSeq and is a predicted model, not a curated record. Gene Ontology annotation, biological process: organelle organization. Gene Ontology annotation, molecular function: protein binding. The transcript has 22 exons. The coding region runs from base 173 to 5422 and encodes 1749 amino acids. Gene Ontology annotation, cellular component: cytoplasm.